AUGGAUGCCAUUCUUCUCAAGGCUGAUGCCUACGAGACUUUGCCUCCCUUCCGACGCGCCUACUAUGCAAUCACAUAUCAGCCUAUCAAUACACUCACAUUCACUGGUGUGCUGGACGGCUUUAUGGGAUAUCAGGUGAACAAGCUUUCAUUGAUCAAGACGCUCACCUUCACUUUCAGCGAUGGGGCUCAUCAACUGGCCAUCACCUUUGGUGCUGUAACAUUCAGCGCUGUCGCUGCCUCUCGUAUGAUACAUUCUACAUUGAAGUGGACAAAAGAUAUCAACAUUGCGCCAAUGAGCCUAGAAUGGGAGCGGACUGUUGCAUUCUUUGGCUCGUUCAUUGGUGAUAACUAUGGUCUUUACACCUAUCAGAACAGCGUCACCAUGUCCACCAGACCAUCUACAUUGGAGCAUCCUGACUAUGUGGGCAAUUCUGGCAGUACGUCACUCAACAAGAUGCUUAGCAAGGCUUCUCCAAGCAAGGCUGUUGUGGGCAGGCAUGGUGGUCCUUCUACCAGUGCUGAUGGAAAGCGUGCAGCUGGCUUUAUCUUACCGCAGGGAAAAGUUCCCAGCACACUUGAUCAUUGGGAUGAUGUUGUUGUAUAUGACUGCAUCGCAUUCUUCCAGGGCAUUGAGAGUCGCAAGCGAGAUAACGAGUUCUCUUUCAAUUCACCCUGGCCAGUAUAA
This is a messenger RNA of Sparassis crispa, 687 nucleotides long. RefSeq lists its product as hypothetical. Bases 1 to 687 code for a protein of 228 amino acids. The record is from RefSeq and is a predicted model, not a curated record. The transcript is spliced from 7 exons. Lineage: Eukaryota; Fungi; Basidiomycota; Agaricomycetes; Polyporales; Sparassidaceae.